Messenger RNA from Daldinia loculata, 918 nucleotides. RefSeq lists its product as uncharacterized. The coding region runs from base 72 to 803 and encodes 243 amino acids. The transcript is spliced from 2 exons. The record is from RefSeq and is a predicted model, not a curated record. NCBI's taxonomy places the organism in Eukaryota, Fungi, Ascomycota, Sordariomycetes, Xylariales, Hypoxylaceae.
CUCUCUCUUCUUGUAGAUUGCUGCUGGGACUUGUGAGAUGUGAUGUGGAAUAGAUAGGUUAGAUUAAGAGGAUGGAUUCUGCGACGGCGAAACACGUCGGUGCUCGAUUGCUAGGUGAAGUCGAAGAGGGAAGCUUAGAAGAGCUUCUCGACUCCCUUCGUGUCAAUCUCACAAGCGGCCCCUCUAAUAAUGUCCGUCCAGAUAUUCCCAUCCCGGCCCUCGCCAACAUCGCAGCUCGUUAUCACAAAGCAACGCAAUCCACGCCGCCACCGGUCCUCUCCGUGAGCGGGCGGUAUCUCCCACUCCUAUACCACUUGAUAUCAACUCUCAUUGCCGAACCGCAUAAUUACACAGUGGUCGUUGUCGACGCCGAGAGCCGUUUUGAUAUAACCCGCCUCGUUUGUUCUAGCCCCUCAAACAAUACUGGCAAUAGCAGCUAUCCAGCACAACUACCUGACCUGCGCCACGUAUACGUGUACCGGCCGGCGCGGGGGCAGGACCAAGUGCGGGCGGCGGUGGCGGCAGCGGGCGAGUGGAUGCUUUACGGGGCUCACGGGAGCCGGGCUCGCGAGUGGUGGGGCACGGUGGUGAUCGGCGGGGGAAGCGGUGUAAGUGUAAAGGGAGAUGUGAAUGCGGGAUGGAAGGGUUGGCUGAGGGUCGAGCGGGAAGAGGUAGCCGGGUUUCCGGCUGGUGUUAGCGUCGAAGAAGCACUACGUGAUAGAAAUAAGAGGCAAGAGGUUGUUGAUGAUGCGGGAUGGGUUGCGGGUUCGAGGGUUGGGAGUUAUGUGUGGAGGGAUAAUUAGAUGUUUGGAUUAGAUAUUGUGGUGUAUUUCUUUAUUUUAGAGCAUUAGAGUAAUAUAAGUAUUUAUUUAUUUAUUCAAGAUUCUAAAACGAAUUAUAUUAUCGUGGUGUAUAUUG